AUGGCUCCACGCACUCCUCUGGCUUCUAUAAGCCCUAAUAUUAUUCGUAAGAAGCAUCUUAAUAUAUCCACUCGUUCUAUGAUCCUGGGGGCCCAUCAUGGUGGUGCUAGUGUUGCAGAAAUCAAGGACUUUACGGAUAUACCCCAUACUACAAUCAGAGACACCAUCAAGAAGUCAACCACACGCCCUAAUAUGACUGAAUCAAUGCCUAGAAGCGGUCGUCCUAGGGUAUUUACACCUAGAGAUAAAAGACGAUUACUCUUAUUUGCGCGUCUAAACCCCCAAUGCACAUAUAAUGAGCUGAGGAGUCUUACUGGGCUAGACAUGAGUAAUUCCACAAUCAAGCGGAUAUUUUCAGAGAAUGGAAUUACCAACUGGGGUGCAAAG
This is a messenger RNA of Pseudovirgaria hyperparasitica, 387 nucleotides long. RefSeq lists its product as uncharacterized. The record is from RefSeq and is a predicted model, not a curated record. Lineage: Eukaryota; Fungi; Ascomycota; Dothideomycetes; Acrospermales; Acrospermaceae. The transcript has a single exon. The annotation marks the transcript as partial.